AUGAGAUCUGGAAAUUGCACCACAGUGAAGGAAUUCAUCUUAGUAGGGUUUCCUGGCAUCCAGAAAGUGAAGGUUCUCGUAUUCCUAACCAUGGCAGUGACUUAUUCAUUGACAUUAACUGGGAACUUUGUGAUCAUAUUUUUAGUGUGGAAAGAUUACCGUCUUCACACCCCCAUGUACUGGCUGCUUUGUAACCUUUCUUUCUCGGGAGUCUGCUUCACCUCUGCCAUUGUUCCCAAAAUGAUGAUGAACAUGAUCACAGAUACCAAAGUAAUUUCCUUCACGGGAUGCAUGAUCCAAAUGUAUUUCUAUUUCUACUUGGGAACUUGUGAUUACAUUCUAGUGGCUGUGAUGGCCUUUGAUCGAUACGUGGCCAUCUGUAACCCAUUGCGUUAUUCUGUCAUCAUGAGUGGAUCAUUCACAUUCCAGCUAGCUUUUGGGACUUGGCUUGGAGCUUUUCUGUCUGUUCUUUCAUCAACAAUUGUCUCACUCCAACUCCCAUUCUGUGGUCCAAAUGUAAUUGACCACUACUUCUGUGAUAUCAUCCCAGUGCUGCGGUUAGCCUGUGGGGACACCACUGUGCUUGAAAGGUUGAGCUAUGUGUCAACUGCCACUGUAGUGUUGAGUUCACUUCUAUUGACGUCAGUGUCCUACUUGUACAUCAUCACCACCAUAUUGCACAUCCCAUCUGCCACUGGCCAGCAAAAGGCUUUUUCCACCUGCGCGGCUCAUAUCACAUUAGCAUCUGUCUUCUAUGGAUGCUCCAUUUUCAUGUACUUGCUGCCAGAGAAAACCCAUUCAUCUGGAUUUUACAGAGCUGUGGCUAUUCUUCAUACUGUGGUGACUCCUUUACUUAAUCCAUUCAUAUAUACACUCCGGAAUGAGAAAGUGAAGGAAGUCUUGAAAGACACUGUGAAACAUAUAUGCUUUCUCAAAAAAGGAAAGUAG
Messenger RNA from Rhineura floridana, 948 nucleotides. Its product is annotated as olfactory receptor 6M1-like. Lineage: Eukaryota; Metazoa; Chordata; Lepidosauria; Squamata; Rhineuridae. Gene Ontology annotation, biological process: G protein-coupled receptor signaling pathway. The record is from RefSeq and is a predicted model, not a curated record. Gene Ontology annotation, cellular component: membrane. Gene Ontology annotation, molecular function: G protein-coupled receptor activity; olfactory receptor activity. The transcript has a single exon. Bases 1 to 948 code for a protein of 315 amino acids.